AUGCUUGGACUGCAGGAAGGAAGAGUAUAUAAUACCAAUGUGUCAAGAGGACUCGGCGACGAGUACCUAAAACUGCCAAACAAGCUACCUUCCUUGGAUAAUGUUUACACAUACUUCAGUUCGUUCCUAAACGCCUAUUCCUCAACGUCUCUGCAACAAGGCAAACUUAAAAGAACACUUUUGGAGAAUUUAAAAAACAAUAAUUACCUGUUGGAGUUGAAAUUGGAAGAUCUGUUCCAUUUUCAAAAUGUGAUGGACACAACUUCAGAAAGAGAGGAGGAAUCAAUUACAAAACAGCUGAGAGAAGCUAAUAAUGAAGAUGUCAACUCGAAUAAUAGAAAUUCGGAAAAAUUACCUCCAUUUUACGUCCACGAGUUGGCCAAGGUUUUGACACAAAGACCAUUGAUAUACCUUUCCACCAUAGAGAAGGUGUGCUAUGACGUGUGCAAGAUGAACAUGGACUACGAAGAUGAGAAGUUUAACUUUAUUCAAAUUAACCUGCUCAACAACUACGCGAGCCCUACGCCUAUCAGAUCAUUGUUGUCUGACAAGCAGGAAACUUUUGUGGUAGUUCCUGGGAUUAUAGUGCAGGCGAAUAGAACACAGCACAAGAUGAGGGUGUGUACAAUCCAGUGCCGUUACUGCGGACAUAAAAUGAUAAUUGAGGUUCCACUGUGGAUCUCAAGGCCCCAAAUACCCAAAACGUGCAGAUAUUCUUCAACAAUGAAGACCAUGGGAGAGAACAUACAUGUGGACCAACAGUUGGGAUGUCAUUCAGUACAGAAUCCAUAUGUGAUUAUUGUAAACGAGUGUCAAUUUGUGGACGUUCAGCUAUUGAAAAUGCAAGAACUAGCAGAAGAUGUGCCGACUGGUGAUAUGCCAAGACACUUGCAAUUGAAUGUGACUCGAUACUUGUGUGACAAGGUUAUUCCAGGUGACCGUAUAUAUGCGCACGGUGUGCUAACGUCAUAUAAUAAUAGCCCAAAUAGCCACACUGACAUAAACAGCUCGUAUUUGCAUGUUCUAGGGAUUCAAAAACUGAACGUAAACGAGACUUAUGAAUUUGACAUUGACGAGGGAAACGACCUUUUACUUCUGGCUUCGCAGCCUGACAUACACACAAAGAUCUUCAAUUCAAUAGCUCCUAGCAUCUACGGACUGGACGAUGUCAAGAAGGCUUGCGCUUGCGCUUUAUUUGGGGGGACAAGGAAAGAGGUUGGGAAUGGAGCCAAGAUUCGAGGUGAUAUUAACAUCUUGAUUCUCGGAGACCCUUCAAUUGCUAAAUCGCAAAUUCUCAAGUUCAUUGACUUCAUCGCUCCAAUCUCAAUUUACACCUCGGGAAAGGGAAGUAGCGCUGCGGGUUUAACAGCUGCUGUUGUUAGGGAUAGUAUGGGCGUGUUUUCAUUGGAGGGAGGAGCCAUGGUUCUGGCAGAUGGAGGUGUGGUUUGCAUAGACGAGUUUGACAAGAUGAGGCCAGACGAUGCUGUUGCCAUCCAUGAGGCCAUGGAGCAGCAGACGAUAUCAAUUUCAAAGGCUGGAAUCACGACAAUCCUGAACACGAGAUGCUCAGUGAUAGCAGCAGCAAAUCCAAACCUAGGUAAUUUCACAACUCAAAUUAAAUUAGAUAUUUCUAUUGAUUUAAAUUUUAAUUUUUUAAUUUUAAAUUUAAUUUUAGGAUCUUAUAAUAAUUAUCAAGAUAAUAAUGAACAACAUGACUUCAAGACAACGAUACUGUCAAGAUUUGACUUAAUUUUCAUGUUAAAAGAUAACGAGGAUAUAAACCACGAUAAAUUACUCUGUAAACACAUCCUAUCACUGCAUAAUAACCAGAAUAAGCAAAACGUGGUAGGCCCAAUAAGCAAUAACAAGCUGAGGAGAUUUAUCCAGUACAGCAAGCAAGUAGUCUCGCCAAUACUGUCAAAUGAGGCGAAAGAUAGCCUGAGGAACUUUUACGUCCAGAAACGUAAAGAAUACAGAGAAGAUAAGAGGUCCUCGACGAAAAAGAUACCAAUAACGCUGAGACAGCUAGAAUCAUUAGUAAGAGUAUCUGAGAGCCUUGCAAGGAUGGAACUGUCGCCAAUAGCCUCAGAAAAACACGUUCAAAUGGCAAUUCAGCUGUUCAUAGUCUCAACAGGAGAAGCAAUGAAGAGCACACUGAACGUGGAUAAUAUGUCAUUGGAUGAUCAGCACAAGAUUAAGUUGAGCGAGGAAUUGAUUUUAAAUAUAGUGAAAAAGGGCCAGAGGACGACAAGAAGGUUCAUAAUCAAGGAACUCCAAAAGCAGUACAUCAACAUGGUGUACAUUCAACAGUAA
This is a messenger RNA of Theileria annulata, 2313 nucleotides long. Its product is annotated as DNA replication licensing factor (MCM5). Gene Ontology annotation, cellular component: MCM complex; nucleus. Bases 1 to 2313 code for a protein of 770 amino acids. The record is from RefSeq and is a predicted model, not a curated record. Gene Ontology annotation, biological process: DNA replication initiation; DNA replication; double-strand break repair via break-induced replication. NCBI's taxonomy places the organism in Eukaryota, Apicomplexa, Aconoidasida, Piroplasmida, Theileriidae. The transcript has 10 exons. Gene Ontology annotation, molecular function: single-stranded DNA helicase activity; 3'-5' DNA helicase activity; ATP binding.